Molecule: messenger RNA, 2190 nt
Organism: Aspergillus vadensis CBS 113365
Lineage: Eukaryota; Fungi; Ascomycota; Eurotiomycetes; Eurotiales; Aspergillaceae
Product: glutamate--cysteine ligase
Exons: 7
Coding region: 1-2013 (670 amino acids)
Biological process (GO): glutathione biosynthetic process
Cellular component (GO): glutamate-cysteine ligase complex
Molecular function (GO): glutamate-cysteine ligase activity
Source: RefSeq, a predicted model, not a curated record
AUGAGAUCACACCUCAAGGCGCUUGGGACGGCUUUGGACUGGCCAGAAGCCAAGAAGAGAGCGGAUCAGGUUCGCAAAUGGGGAAUUGAGCAAUUACUUGCCAAUUGGCAUAGAGCCAAGGGAAAGGAACGGAAUGCCCUUCUCUGGGGUGACGAGGUCGAGUAUCUCGUCGUAGCAGUCGAUGAUGAGAGCAAAAAGGCCCGCUUGUCUCUCGCUCAGGCCGAUAUCCUCAAGUCGCUCGCUGAGGACGAAGCAUCAUGGAAAGAGGGAACUUCCCCUCUGUCUCAGAAUAAGGAACAUGAGGGCGAGGAGCCACCUCAUUUCCACCCUGAAUUUGGCCGAUUCAUGCUGGAAGCCACUCCCGGUAAGCCCUGGGGCAUCGACUUCAAGGAUCUACUGAAAGUAGAGUCCAACAUGAAGUGGCGGCGUGAGGUUGCAAAGGCUCACAUGGCACCAAAUGAGAGUCCUAUCACCCUCACCACAUUCCCUCGUCUGGGGACAAAAGACGACUAUAUUCAGCCUUAUUAUCCCCCAUCGGGUCCCGCAUUGCGAUCUCAGUUUGUUCCCGACGAAAUCGCUAACCCCCACAUCCGAUUUCCAACCUUGGCGGCCAACAUAAGAUCAAGGAGAGGCCGGAAAAUCGAGCUGAAUGUGCCAGUUUAUAAGGACAAAAAUACGCCUGAACCCUUUUUGGAUCCAACAGUGGACUAUGACCUCCACAACUGGCCCGAGGAUGAUGAUGUCCGAAAUGGCGCGGCUAAGGAGGGUCAUGUUUACAUGGAUGCCAUGGCUUUCGGCAUGGGGAGUUGCUGUCUCCAGAUAACUUUUCAAGCGAAGAACAUGACGGAAGGGAGAAAGUUGUACGAUCAACUUAGUCCGCUGGGGCCUAUCCUUUUGGCUCUCACUGCCGCCACUCCGAUAUACAAGGGUUUCCUCGUCGAUACAGAUGUCCGUUGGAAUCAGAUCAGUGGAGCUGUUGAUGACCGGACACGGGAGGAGCUUGGUGAACUUCCCCUGAAGAAUGAUAGAUGGAGGAUCCCCAAAUCCCGAUAUGCUUCGAACUCGACUUAUAUCUCACAAGAUCCUAGAUUACGAAAAGAAUAUCUGGAUCCCGAUCUUAUCGUUGAUCAAGACAUCAAGAAGCGAUUGAUGGAUGACGGCAUGGAUGAUCUUUUGGCGACACAUUUCGCGCACCUAUUUAUUCGUGAUCCACUGGUUAUAUUCUCGGAAGACCUCGAGGAGCUGGAUUUGAACAAAGCAGAUCACUUUGAGAACCUGCAGUCGACCAAUUGGCAGCAUAUGCGUUUCAAGCCGCCACCGCCUGACAAGGAUGACAUCGGCUGGCGAGUUGAAUUCCGAUCCAUGGAAAUCCAGAUGACCGACUUUGAGAACGCCGCCUUUAGCAUCUUCAUCGUGCUUGUCACCCGUGCGAUCUUGAGUUUCGAUCUCAAUUUCUACAUCCCGAUCCAGCGUACGACAGAGAACAUGGAAACUGCGCACCUUCGAAAUGCAGUGUUGGAACAAAAGUUCUACUUCCGCAAAGACCCAUUCUCUCGUCGCAGACCGAACCAGCAAUCGCCAGGUGGCAGCAAUGUCUCCUCUACGACAUCCUCUGCUCAUAACACGCCACCUCCAUCGCCACCACUACACCCGGUGGAGUCUGAGUAUGAUCUAAUGACAAUUUCCGAUAUUAUCAACGGUUCCCCUGAUGGAUCAUUCCCUGGAUUGAUCCCGCUCGUCGAAUCUUAUUUGAACAGUGUCAACGUGGAUGUUGAGACGCGGUGUUCUCUAGCCAGCUACCUUGACUUAAUACGUAAGCGUGCGAACGGUACCCUUUGGACUGGAGCCAAAUGGAUCCGCGAGUUUGUUGCGUCGCAUCCUGGGUAUAAGCAUGACAGUGCCGUAUCCGAGGAGAUUUGCUACGACUUGGUGAAGGCUGUGGAUGAGAUGACUGUCAAAGAAGGCAAACACGGUACAGUUGGGUGGGAGCUCCUCAGAGGCAAGAAGAAUUAGAUGGCCGAAGACGAAACUUGUUGCAUAUAGAUGUAGAUAGCGUGCUCCUCAUAUUCUUCUACAGUGAAGUGAACAUAAUUAGAACUUCCUUGUCAGCUGAUUGAAAUGGUAAGUCCUGGAGGACAUCCAAGCAUAGUUAUUAGACAAUAAUUUCAAAAUUUAUCUUCGUGGUGCUUC